Molecule: messenger RNA, 3420 nt
Organism: Hyaloscypha bicolor E
Lineage: Eukaryota; Fungi; Ascomycota; Leotiomycetes; Helotiales; Hyaloscyphaceae
Product: calcium ATPase
Exons: 4
Coding region: 215-3217 (1000 amino acids)
Biological process (GO): intracellular calcium ion homeostasis; calcium ion transmembrane transport
Cellular component (GO): membrane
Molecular function (GO): P-type calcium transporter activity; ATP binding; ATP hydrolysis activity
Source: RefSeq, a predicted model, not a curated record
UUAAGUUAGUGGAGGCAACUUACCAAGCACCUUUACCUCAACAACCACUUUUCUUCGCUUCUCGCAGACGGUGUCUUUCCUCGUCUUCUUUACACGGUGUUCAUAUUCUUGCGACAUAGUUGUAGAGGCAUUUUGCCAUACAUGAACAGUCCAACAUAAACAGUUUGGCCGAAGACACGGUACAAGGAACGAAGGACAUCUACCCCACGUCAACAUGGAGAACGCGCACGCACAAUCUACCUCGGAGGUCCUGAAGUUCUUUUCAGUAUCCGAGACCCAGGGUCUCACCGAGUCGCAAGUCCAAGCAUCCCGAGGAAAAUAUGGCCGAAAUGCAAUCGCAGAAGAUCCUCCUACUCCUCUUUGGGAGCUGAUUCUUGAACAGUUCAAGGAUCAGCUGGUUAUCAUCCUCCUCGGUUCAGCUGCUGUGUCUUUCGUCCUGGCACUUUUCGAAGAGGAUGGUGGCUGGACAGCUUUUGUUGACCCGGCAGUUAUUCUCACAAUCUUAAUUCUUAAUGCCAUCGUUGGUGUAUCACAAGAAAGCAGUGCAGAGAAGGCAAUUGCGGCCCUCCAAGAAUAUUCCGCAAACGAAGCCAAGGUUAUUCGAGAUGGUCAUGUUUCAAAAAUUCGAGCGGAGCAGUUAGUUCCAGGGGACAUAAUUUCGAUUGCUGUGGGAGACAGAAUUCCGGCAGAUUGCAGGGUUCUUACAAUUCAAAGCAAUAGCUUCGCGGUUGACCAAGCCAUCCUUACCGGAGAGAGCGAGAGUGUUGGGAAGGACACGGCUACCGUCAAAGAUCUGAAGGCCGUGAAGCAGGAUCAGAUCAACAUCCUUUUCUCUGGAACGACAGUUGUCACCGGUCACGCUACCGCCAUUGUGGUCCUUACAGGAUCCUCCACGGCUAUCGGAGAUAUCCACGAGAGCAUUGUUGCCCAGAUUUCGGAGCCUACCCCCUUGAAGCAAAAGCUCAACGACUUUGGAGACACUUUGGCCAAGGUCAUUUCGGUCAUCUGUAUCAUUGUUUGGCUUAUCAACAUUCCGCAUUUCAAUGACCCAUCUCACGGAAGUUGGACAAAGGGAGCUAUUUACUAUCUCAAGAUUGCCGUUUCACUUGGAGUAGCGGCUAUUCCAGAAGGAUUAGCUGUUGUCAUCACAACAUGCCUGGCUCUUGGAACAAGAAAGAUGGCUGCCAAGAAUGCCGUGGUAAGAAGUCUGCCUUCUGUUGAGACACUUGGUAGCUGCAGUGUUAUUUGCUCCGACAAGACUGGCACUUUGACCACCAACCAGAUGAGCGUCAACAAGAUCGUAUUCAUCAAUGAAGCUGGGAUUGACCUCGAGGAGCUGGACGUCGAAGGAACGACGUUUGCUCCUCAGGGAAGCAUUAAAUCCAAAGGCUCGGUUGUCACAGAUGUAGCUAAAAGCUCAGAGACCAUUUUCCAAAUGGCUGAAGUUGCGGCGUUGUGUAACGAUGCUCAAUUAGCCUUCGAUCCAAAGUCUGGACACUAUUCAAACGUUGGAGAGCCUACCGAAGGAGCUCUGCGUGUCCUGGUUGAAAAGAUUGGAACCAAGGAUAUAGCUCAAAAUCAGCGAAGAGCCAGCGUUACAACCCAGGACACCCUCCAUCUCGCCAGUUCUUGGUAUGAGGAGAGGAGUCCCAGAUUAGCAACCUACGAGUUUUCUAGAGAUAGAAAGAGCAUGUCAGUUCUUGUGGGUGACAAGAAGCAGCAGAGACUACUUGUCAAAGGAGCACCAGAAUCAAUCAUCGACCGAUGUACUCAGACGAUUGUAGGAGCCAACGGAAAGAAGGUGCCCAUGUCGAAAAAUCUGUCAGACAUUUUGCUCAGAGAAGUCGUAGACUAUGGGAACAGAGGACUGCGAGUGAUCGCUCUCGCCAGUGUCGAGGAUGUCACCUCGAACCCUCUUCUCAAGAAGGCUAAGACGACGAAAGAAUAUCUAGACCUUGAGCAAAACCUUACAUUCCUUGGUCUUGUUGGCAUGCUCGAUCCUCCCCGUCCUGAGGUUGCUGGAUCGAUCCGAAAGUGCAAGGAAGCUGGUAUCCGUGUCAUUGUGAUUACCGGCGACAAUCGCAACACGGCGGAGACCAUAUGCAGGCAGAUUGGCGUCUUUGGCGAGUACGAGGAUUUGGAGGGCAAGAGCUAUACCGGACGCGAAUUCGACAAUCUCACUGAGAGCGAGCAGUUGGAGGCAGCAAAAAGGGCUUCUCUCUUCUCUCGAGUUGAACCGAGCCACAAGUCGAGGCUCGUUGAUCUCCUUCAAUCAGCUGGAGAAGUGGUGGCAAUGACUGGCGACGGCGUUAACGAUGCACCAGCUUUGAAGAAAGCUGAUAUUGGUGUUGCCAUGGGAUCCGGAACCGAUGUCUCCAAGCUGGCCUCUGAUAUGGUUCUUGCUGAUGACAACUUCGCUACCAUUGAAGUCGCCAUCGAGGAAGGUCGCUCCAUUUACAACAAUACACAGCAAUUUAUCAGAUAUCUCAUUUCGUCCAACAUCGGCGAAGUCGUUUCGAUCUUCUUGACUGCCGCCGUUGGCAUGCCAGAAGCUCUGAUUCCCGUCCAGCUUCUCUGGGUCAAUCUUGUCACCGAUGGUCUUCCCGCCACAGCUUUAUCUUUCAAUCCUCCCGAUCAUGAUAUUAUGAGAAGACAACCAAGAAAGAGGGAUGAGCCACUCAUUGGCGGCUGGCUCUUUUUCCGCUACAUGGUCAUCGGAAUCUACGUUGGUCUUGCUACUGUCGCUGGAUACGCUUGGUGGUUCAUGUACAAUCCGGAGGGACCCCAAAUCACCUUCUGGCAAUUGUCACAUUUCCAUCGAUGCUCCACCCAGUUCCCAGAGAUUGGCUGCCAGAUGUUCUCCGAUGACAUGGCAAAGGCGGCUUCUACUGUCUCACUAUCCAUCCUGGUUGUCAUUGAGAUGCUGAACGCUAUGAAUGCACUUUCUUCAAGCGAGUCCCUUCUCACGCUCCCAUUAUGGGACAACAUGAUGCUGGUGUAUGCCAUUACUCUGUCGAUGGCUUUGCACUUUGCUCUGCUUUACACCCCCUUUUUACAAACUCUGUUCUCAAUUCUCCCUCUGAAUUGGAAUGAGUGGCAAGCAGUGCUUAUAAUUAGCGCUCCUGUCAUUCUCAUUGAUGAAGCUCUCAAGUUCGUUGAGAGACAAUUGUUCAUGCAGAAGACUGCGGUGAUCGAGCCAAGAGCAAAGAAGGAGUAAACAAGCAUACAUGGCUGCGGUCCACUUAAAGCUGUACAUUAGUAGACAGUAGAUAUUAGAACCAGACCGAUGUACUUUAGCAUUUUCAUCAAGUUGGAGUUAUGGCUCUGCAUAUAUGUGCUCCAAGAAAUUUCGCUGAUAUGAAGCUGGAGAUGCUACUCAGGUGCAGUAAACCCUAGAAAGCUAUAAUUUGCAUUCUAUAU